This is a messenger RNA of Zingiber officinale, 951 nucleotides long. Its product is annotated as putative methyltransferase DDB_G0268948. Lineage: Eukaryota; Viridiplantae; Streptophyta; Magnoliopsida; Zingiberales; Zingiberaceae. The record is from RefSeq and is a predicted model, not a curated record. Gene Ontology annotation, molecular function: S-adenosylmethionine-dependent methyltransferase activity. The coding region runs from base 51 to 836 and encodes 261 amino acids. The transcript is spliced from 2 exons.
GAGGCCACAGGGUCCUGCAUUAUUCUCAUAAAAGCGACGAGAAAUCAACUAUGGCUGAUCUGUUCCACAAGCAGGCCGAGUUUUACGUCGAGGCUCGCCCGAGUUACCCCGACGAACUCUUCCGAUUCAUCUCCUCCAAAACCCCCAAGCGAACCCGAGUCUGGGACGUCGGGACCGGCAGCGGCCAAGCCGCCGUCUCCCUGGCCCAAUUGUAUGAACGAGUGGUGGCCACGGACACGAGCCCGGAGCAGCUCCGCUUCGCCCCCAAACACGCCAACGUCGACUACCGCCACACGCCGAGCGCCAUGUCCCUUGCGGACCUCCAUCGCCACGUGGCGCCGCCGUCGACCGUGGAUCUCGUCACGGUGGCCCAGGCCCUCCACUGGUUCGACCACGCCGCGUUCUACGACCAGGUCGACUCGGUCCUCGCCAAACCCGGCGGCGUCCUGGCCGCGUGGUGCUACACCCUGCCCCGAGUCGACCCGUCGGUGGACGCCGUGCUCCGGCGGGUCUACGCCCAGUCGAACCCGUUCUGGGCUCCGGAGCGGCGGAAGGUGGACGACGAGUACAGGACGAUUCUGUUCUCCUACGACCCGGUGGAGGGGGAGGAGACCACCGGGCCGUUCGAGUUCGCGACGGAGCGGACCAUGGAUCUGGAGGCGUACCUGACGUACGUCCGGUCGUGGUCGGCUUAUCAGACGGCGAAGGAGAGGGGAGUGGAGCUUUUGACGGAGGAGACGGUGGCGGAGUUGGAGAGGGCGUGGGGCGGCGAUGGGAAGCUGGUGAAGGCCAUUCGCUUCCCAAUUUUCCUCAGGAUUGGGAAAGUGAAGAACUGAACAUUUUUCUCGGCAAUUCCCACGCAUCGUCUGAUCUUUACCAUUUCACAGAAUCAUGAUCAAAUAAAUUGUUACGCAGAGUCCUACGAAUUAAUGAAUAUCUGAAUUCUCUUAA